AUGGCCAAAGGGAGACGCUUCAACCCAGCUUUAGACAAGGACGGAAGAUGGUUUCCUCAGAUUGGACUAACACAGAAGACACCAGAAUCCAGCACAAGUGCCACGUUAAAGGAGCCUCACCGUCCACAUUUGUCUAGGCAAGUGGAGGGGAAGCUACCGCCGAUCUACAAAAUUCGGGAGAAGCAAGCAGUAAAUAACAGCUUCCCCUUCUCUGUGCAUGACAAUCGGCACAGCUUUCAGAGCUCUGGAUGCUACCUGGACUCUGGCCUGGGACGUAGGAAGAUCUCCCCAGAGAAAAGGCAACACGUUUCAAGAAAUUUCAAUCUCUGGGCAUGUGACUAUGUUCCAUCUUGUCUUGAUGGCUUUUCAAAUAACCAAAUAUCAUAUGUCUAUCAAGAAGUUUUGGUGGUCCCAAUUUUCAGACGCUUCCCAAGACAUUAUCAUGAGAUAUGGAACUCUUUUAAAUUUAUUCCUCAGAGAAGCUAUACAGAGUUUUUGAAAAAGAAUCCAAAAGUAAGGUUUGCUAUUGACAAAAAGGUUGGUUCUUCACUGGAGCCCUAAUCCUUCCAGAAGGUUAUUGAUGAGUUUUGUAAUAUUGGUAUUGCACUGAACAUUCUAAAAGUACACGUUUUCUGGUUCAGCCCUACUAGUUGACAUAGGAUUUGUUUAAAUUAGAGAUUAGACAUGGUAUAUGCCUUAAUGCUGAGGUGACGUAUUCUUGCAGUGAUAACACAGAGAUUAAAGUCUUUAUAUUGAGAAACUAGAAAAGCUACAGUUUGUUACCA
Molecule: messenger RNA, 785 nt
Organism: Ailuropoda melanoleuca (giant panda)
Lineage: Eukaryota; Metazoa; Chordata; Mammalia; Carnivora; Ursidae
Gene: TEX36
Product: testis expressed 36
Exons: 4
Coding region: 1-561 (186 amino acids)
Source: RefSeq, a predicted model, not a curated record